Telopea speciosissima is the source of this 655-nucleotide messenger RNA. RefSeq lists its product as uncharacterized. The transcript is spliced from 4 exons. Gene Ontology annotation, biological process: negative regulation of DNA-templated transcription. The record is from RefSeq and is a predicted model, not a curated record. Lineage: Eukaryota; Viridiplantae; Streptophyta; Magnoliopsida; Proteales; Proteaceae. Gene Ontology annotation, molecular function: transcription corepressor activity. The coding region runs from base 137 to 655 and encodes 172 amino acids.
UUAAAUUCUACUUCCUCCUUUUAGAUCAAACCUGAGCCUACUCGACUGUCUUGGGUUCUACACUUUUACGUUGGAGAGAAAAGAUGAUGUAAUUGCUGCAACAUCAAUCAGGGUUCAUGGUACCAAGCUAGCGGAGAUGGCGUUUAUUGGAACAAGAGAGAAGUAUCGAUGUGAAGGAAUGUGUCGUCAAUUGGUAGAUACAAUACGAUCUAUUCUUCUCUCGCUCAAAGUUGAGAAAUUGGUCUUACCAUCGACCCCUGAACAUGUUGAUUACUGGACAACACAUUUUGGAUUUGUGCAUUCUAAUGAGAUACAAAGACAAGAAAUGUUGUCCAAGAAUUUAAUGAUGUUCAAGGAUACAGUUUUAUUGGAGAAGACUUUAUUCCUACAUGAUGGUUUUAACGAAGAGCAAAAUGGAGCCGGUGAAGAUGGUCCUAGAGGAGAAGAUCAGCCACUCGAAGCCCUUCUGUUUGAUCUGAACCUUGAAUCUGAAGAGGAGGUUACUAUGGAUAAUGUGCACCAUAAUAAUGUGCAAAACAACAAAGAAGAGAUGCAACCCUUGGGGAUAUUCCUUACAUUGGAACCUGAUGGUAGUUUGCAACUCACUAAAAUAUUCACUGGCCGCUCUGAAUGCCUUAGACAUAUUAGUUUUUGA